CCAUCUUCAGAUGCUUUGCUUGUCAAUAAAGCCAACCCCUCUAGAGACUGUUUAUGCCAUUAUAAUCUGUUGCUUCUUUGUUUGUUUUUUGCACGAUGGAAGAGGAUGACUUGCCAUGUUGCCAGCCCUUGUUUUGGGCGUAUCUAAUAAUAUGUUUAGUACUUUUGGCAUUUGCAGGUAUCACUUCAGGCCUUGCUUUGGGACUCUUGUCCUUCAGCCAAGUUGAUCUUGAGGUCCUCAUUAAGGCUGGGCAGCCAGAAGCACAGAAGAAUGCAACAAAGGUUAUGCCAGUUGUUAAAAACGAGCAUUUACUUUUAUGUACCCUCCUCACCGGAAAAUCGCUAGCAAUGGCGGCACUGCCCAUUUUCAUGGACUCAAUUCAACCGGCUUGGGUUGCCAUUCUAGUGUCAACGGCCCUUGUACUUGCAUUUGUAGAGAUCAUCCCCCAAGCCCUGUGUUCUCGUUAUGCACUGAGUCUUGGUGCAAAACUUGCUACCUUUGUUAGUCUGCUUCUGCUGGUCUUCUUCCCUGUAUCAUAUCCAAUCAGUAAGCUCUUAGAUUGGUUUUUUGGGAAAGGUCAUGGUUCACUAUUAAGACGAGCAGAGCUGAAGACAUUGGUGGAUUUGCAUGCAAAUGAGGCAGGGAGAGGUGGAGAGUUAUCACUUCAUGAAACUUCUAUUAUUACCGGUGCUUUGGAUUUAACAGAAAAAACUGCUAAAGAUGCCAUGACACCUAUAUCAGAGGCCUUUUCUCUUGAUAUAAAUUCCAAACUCGAUAUGCAUACAAUGGGUUUAAUAAUGAGCAAAGGUCACAGUCGUAUACCAAUCUACUCUGGAUAUCCAACAAAUAUCAUUGGCGUCAUUCUGGUUAAGAAUUUGAUCUUCUGCCGCCCUGAAGAAGAAAUUCCAAUAAAAUAUACGGCAAUCAGGAAAAUUCCUAGGGUAUAUGACAAUUGGCCACUCUAUGAUGUACUGCAUUUAUUUGAGAAGGGUCACUGCCAUAUGGCUGUUGUUAUUCAGAGCAAGGAGGAUGCUAACAACAUAGCAAAUAAUGCAAUCGGCAACACUAACAUGUUUACCAUAAAUACUAAUUCCAGUUCAUAUCCACUGCCUGCAGAGCACAGAGAAUUAUCUUCAAUUGAUGAGAAAGAGUAUCUGAGUAACUCCACAGAUGCAUCUUCUCUUUUUUCGACUGACACAGACUAUUAUAGUGCUGUAAUGACAAAUUUCAUUGAGCAAGAUGGAAAUUUGCAUCCCCAGUAUAAACAACGGGAACGAGGGGGUGGAAAAACUUUACAGGAUUAUCUAGAAUCUCAUCGAGGAAAUUUGGAGGAGGAGGUCAUUGGAAUCAUCACAAUGCAAGAUGUUAUAGAGGAACUGCUACAGGAAGAUAUACUGGAUGAAACUGACCACUAUGUCAACGUUCACAACAGAAUUAGAAUCAAUCUGAUAUCUUCAAUAAGAUCAUCAUCAAGGUCUUCAAGAAGAUCUUCUACUUCUAAUAUUCAUGGGAGAACUCCAGAACCAUCUCCACUACACUCUUGUGCAUCAUUCAGGGAUUUACCUUUUUAUGCAGCCCCCAGUCACAAGAGCCACUCCAUAUUCCUCCCCUGAAAACUCCUUGGUGAAUUCUCCAGCUGGUUGAUAGCCAAAAUCCAGAAUCAUUGUGCAUUUGUGCCCCCAAAUGAUCACUUCUAAAAAACUCUCUUUUUUUUAAAAAAAAAAAAAAAAAAGAACUUCAAUUACAAACAAAAUACGAGCAUUAUGUUAAGGUAUUGUUUAAAUGAUUAAAUUUAUCAUUUCUUAUCAGUUUAAACUUUUGAGAUAAGUGGUGAUUGAACAUUAUAUUAGAGCAGAGGUCAUGAGUUUGAACCA
This is a messenger RNA of Alnus glutinosa, 1874 nucleotides long. RefSeq names its product DUF21 domain-containing protein At4g33700-like. Bases 96 to 1613 code for a protein of 505 amino acids. The transcript has 11 exons. Gene Ontology annotation, cellular component: intracellular membrane-bounded organelle. Gene Ontology annotation, biological process: magnesium ion homeostasis. The record is from RefSeq and is a predicted model, not a curated record. NCBI's taxonomy places the organism in Eukaryota, Viridiplantae, Streptophyta, Magnoliopsida, Fagales, Betulaceae.